CUUUGGUAUAUCUCCUAGGUUUUUUCCCUGAUUUUCCUGUGAACAGAGAGGCUGAGCGUGUGCCGUCAUGGCAGAAAAAGUGAACAACUUUCCUCCCCUGCCGAGGUUCAUCCCUUUGAAGCCAUGUUUCUACCAGGACUUCGAUGCGGAGAUCCCACCGCAGCACCGUACCAUGGCCAAGCGGCUUUACUACCUCUGGAUGCUGAACAGCAUCACUUUGGCGGUGAAUCUCGUUGGCUGCCUCGCAUGGCUGAUUGGAGGCGGUGGAGCUGUUAAUUUUGGACUGGCAAUUCUCUGGCUCAUUCUCUUUACGCCCUGCUCCUAUGUCUGCUGGUUUAGACCUAUUUACAAAGCUUUCAAGACAGACAGUUCCUUCAGCUUCAUGGCCUUCUUCUUCACCUUCAUGGCCCAGCUGGUGAUCAGCAUUAUCCAGGCAGUGGGAAUCCCUGGCUGGGGUGUCUGUGGCUGGAUUGCAGCGAUUUCCUUCUUUGGGACCAACGUGGGGUCUGCUGUGGUGAUGCUGAUCCCUACUGUCCUGUUCACUGGGAUGGCAGUCUUCUCCUUCAUCGCUCUCACCAUGGUGCAUAAGUUUUACCGGGGGAGUGGUGGGAGCUUCAGCAAAGCCCAGGAGGAGUGGACUACGGGGGCGUGGAAGAACCCCCACGUCCAGCAGGCAGCUCAGAGUGCAGCAAUGGGGGCAGCCCAGGGGGCCAUGAUGCAGCAUGAGACGCAGUACUCUGCCACCCCGAACUACACCUAUUCCAACGAGAUGUGAGCAGCAGGACUCUGUCCUCAGGGGAAGGAUCGGGGGGUGAAGGGAGGAGGAAGAUGGAG
This is a messenger RNA of Eurypyga helias (sunbittern), 834 nucleotides long. It is a transcript of the gene SCAMP5, whose product is annotated as secretory carrier membrane protein 5. The transcript is spliced from 6 exons. Gene Ontology annotation, biological process: protein transport. The record is from RefSeq and is a predicted model, not a curated record. Lineage: Eukaryota; Metazoa; Chordata; Aves; Eurypygiformes; Eurypygidae. Bases 68 to 775 code for a protein of 235 amino acids. Gene Ontology annotation, cellular component: recycling endosome membrane; trans-Golgi network membrane.